Eutrema salsugineum is the source of this 787-nucleotide messenger RNA. RefSeq lists its product as uncharacterized. Bases 88 to 414 code for a protein of 108 amino acids. Lineage: Eukaryota; Viridiplantae; Streptophyta; Magnoliopsida; Brassicales; Brassicaceae. The transcript is spliced from 3 exons. The record is from RefSeq and is a predicted model, not a curated record.
CUUCCUUUAGACCAAAAGUUUCGUCCAGACCAGACCAGACCAGACCAGACCAGACCAGACGGCGAAGAAAGAACCCUAGGAUAGGCGAUGGCGACUCGGAAUCUAGCAACCACGGGUUUGAGAAAACGGUGCGAGACGUUCAUCAUUGACGCUGAAAAUUUCGCGCUAGUACAUGCUCGUGGCAAAAUUCUCCGAACUUUCUUAGGAAUACCAUUGCUUGGAUUUUUCUGGGGGGCCCUGGAGCUUGCGUCUAGGAUAGCUGCAGAACGAGAAAUGCUAAAGGAAAAAGAGAGGGAUCACCAAAGACGGCUUCAGCUCUUGAAGGAAAGAGAGAGCCAAGUUAACGCCAAAUUAGCAAGAAUGGUCAAGCAAUUUACAUUUCUUCCUUUAUUUAAUUGCAGCGUUAAGACAUGAAUCGUUUGAGCUUUCUUGUCUUGUUUAUGCAAUAUCUUCUAUCGUUAGCUCUGCUUCUUCUAAUUCGUGUAAGCACUCAUUUUCAUGUUUCAGGUGGGGCUUCCAUAUGCUUCUGAUCAAACCACCCAGGGAUGAAGAUGAAGAUGAAGAUGAAGUAGAGGGUCUUGCGGGCAUGUUCAAUUUGUUUUCUUAUGUAUUUUUUUGUGUCAUCUUCCAAAACACUCAAAGCUGGUUUUCUUUUGGGGAAAUUGGUGAAAUAACCAUAUUGGGGGGAUAAUUGGUUUUUUAGAGAGAUGGGUAGAGAGAGAUAGGAAGAGGGGGGAGAAAAAAAGGGGGGAUUUUGGUUAGAAAUUUAAUUUGUUUUUUUUUCUAA